Molecule: messenger RNA, 2945 nt
Organism: Electrophorus electricus (electric eel)
Lineage: Eukaryota; Metazoa; Chordata; Actinopteri; Gymnotiformes; Gymnotidae
Gene: p3h1
Product: prolyl 3-hydroxylase 1
Biological process (GO): collagen metabolic process
Cellular component (GO): endoplasmic reticulum
Molecular function (GO): L-ascorbic acid binding; iron ion binding; protein binding
Source: RefSeq, a predicted model, not a curated record
CGUCAGCGUUUUAACCGUGUAAAACCCGCGUAUGAGCCCUCAAGUCUCCUACGGAACUCCGGACCUUCAAAAUGCGGGCAGCAUCGAUCCUAGUUAUUCUGACUUUAUCCGUGUUGGACGACGCACUAUGUGACCCACAGAUAAGUGGGGUUUUGGAGCCGUAUGAUUUACUGUUUGAUAACGCCGUUGAAUCCUACUACAAACAAGACUGGUUGUCGGUCAUCCUGAACAUGGAAAGGGCUUUACUGAAUAAGGGGACGGUUAGCACAGUUAGGACGCGCUGUCGGUUAUCGUGUGCGGACCAGAGCAAUGUUGGAGAGCCCGUACCGGGUGUGGGUGUACCGGUCCCAGGAGCCGGUCCACUGGAAGAUCUGGGUUUUUUUCAGAGGCUAUUAAAACGGGCAGAGUGUGUGACUGCGUGUGAAACUGAGAAGCUGGGACCACUGUCUCUACACAAAGUUAGUGACGAAGUAGAACUUGAGUUCAGGAAGAGGACUCCUUAUAAUUACCUGCAAGUUGCUUAUUUUAAGAUAAACAAGCUUGACAAGGCUGUGGCUGCAGCGAACACGUUCUAUGUUGCGAAUCCGGACCACAUGGAGAUGCGUCAGAACUUGGAGUACUACAGUUUGAUGGCUGGCGUGCAGGAGAAGGACUUCAAGGACCUGGAGGCCCAACCCCACAUGGAGGAGUUCCUGGAGGCCAAGAGGCUGUACAGCGCCGAAGACUUCGCCUCAGCAGCCCAACACUUCGAGGCUGCGCUGGAGGAGUAUUUCUCCGCUGACGAGGAGUGCCGGGUGCUGUGCGAAGGGGCCUAUGACUAUGAUGGCUACAACUACAUGGAGUACAAGGUCGACCUCUUCCAGGCUAUCACAGAUCACUACCUGCAUGUCCUGCACUGCAAGCAGAGCUGCUCAGUGCAGCUGGCUACCGUUGCCGGGACAGAGAAGCCCCUCGACGACUUCCUGCCGUCGCUCCUCAACUACCUCCAGUUCUCCUUUUACAACAGUGAGAAACAUGAAAAGGCCAUCGAGUACGCUAAAACCUACCUCCUGUUCUUCCCUGACGAUGAGGUCAUGAAGCAGAACCUGGCGUAUUACUCAGCCAUGCUGGGUGAGGAGAAGGCAGUGUCUGUCCCACCCAGAGGGGAAGUUCAGAAAUAUAUCAAGAGGUCCUUACUUGAGAAAGAACUCCUUUAUUUCGGCUACGAAUUUUUUGGAAUCGUGUUUGUUGAUCCGGACACCUGGACCCCUGAAGAGAUUAUGCCUCAGAAACUCAGGGAUAAGCAAAAAAUUGACAAAGAGACAGCCGCCCGGAUCACAGAGGAGAUUGGCAAUCUGAUGAAAGAGAUUGAGACGCUAGUUGAGGAAAAGACCAAGGAAUCAACAGACAUUGCCAAGAUAGUUAACGAUGGAACGAGCCCGUCGGCUUCUGCUUUAGCAGGUAACUUGGCGCUCAACGGCACGGCGGUGUCCAUGACAACAGAGGCUUUGAACGGUUCCCAGAGAGUCGUGUUGGAUGGAAUCCUCACAGACGACGAAUGUGGAGAAUUACACCGACUGUCCAACACAGUGGUGCAUGUGGGUGAUGGCUACCGAGCCAAGCCUAAUCCUCACUCAGCACGGGAGAUGUUCCAGGAAGUCAGCCUCCUUCAGGCUCUCCAGCUCGGUCAGGAUGGCACGCUCCCGUGGAAGAGCGCACGCCUGUUCUUCGAUCUGAGCGAGAAGGUGCGUGGAGCCGUGGCGUCAUACUUCAGUCUGGAGACGCCGCUCUACUUCUCCAGCUCCCACCUGGUGUGUCGCUCUGUUGUCCACGAGAAGCAAGAAGAGCAAGAGAACGGGAGUGAUCCUGUACGUGAUCCUGUACAUGCCGACAACUGUCUGCUCAUCUCAGAACUCAACGAGUGCAUCAAAGAUCUGCCCACGUACUCACACCCAGACUACAGUGCCAUUCUCUAUCUUAAUGAUGAUUUUGAAGGCGGAGAGUUCAUCUUCUCAGAACUAGAUGGCAAAACAGUCACAGCCACAGUGAGGCCUCAGUGUGGUAGAGUCGUGGCGUUUGGCCCUGCUAAGGACAAUCCCCAUGGUGUUAGGGCAGUAACCAAAGGGCAGAGGUGUGCUGUGGCUCUCUGGUUCACUCUGGAUGCUCGAUUCAAUGAGAAGGAAGACGUUCAGACUCAGGAGCACCUCCGAAAGCUCUCCAGCAUAGUGUCUACAGACGUCCAGGAAGCAGCGCAGACCAGCAGUGGUGACACUCCAUCAGAGCCCGUGACAACACCAGAGCCAGGCAGGGCAGAAACGCCCACAGAGGAACAGACGACCACGCCCGCUCAGGAGCAAGCCAGCCAGACUGCCGAGCAACACCACGAUGGACCAGCUCAUACAAACUCUGGCCUCAACAAAGAUGAGCAGUCGAAGGCUAAAGCAGCACCUAAAGCAAAGGCCAAAACGUCAUCUGACAAAACCAAGGCCAAAACGUCAUCUGACAACAAGGCCAAAACGUCAUCUGACAAAACCAAGGCCAAAACGUCAUCUGACAAAGCCAAGGCCAAAACGUCUGACAAAACCAAGGCCAAAACGUCUGACAAAAUCAAGGCCAAAACGUCUGACAAAAUCAAGGCCAAAACGUCUGAAAAAAAAAGAGAAGUCAGUCACAAAGAAGACAGGAAAUGUAUUGUCAAAACAAACUGUGGAUGGCACAGAAAGCAAACAGCGUAAACCAAAGACCUCAGAGGCGAAAGACUCCGAAUUAGACGCACAUCAAAUAAGGAGGAGCUGUGAGCCUGAGGCACGAGUUAUUUUUUAAUGUCUGUUUUAUAUAUUUUCACUGCAUUAAUAACUUUAAGCCUGUGUGAUGGAUCUGAACAAAGGCUGAACAAAAAAUGUCUGAUUGCUGACAAGAAAUAGAUGACUCAUCACACUCAAUGAAAUAAAGUGGAUGUCAUGUGA